AUGGAUCCUCCUGUCAGAGGCACCCGACUGGUUCCUGGAAAGAAAUCUUUCCUGGAUCUCGCUCCAGAGCUGCAGUCGAUGAUCAUGGAAUCCCUCAUUCUUAGCAUCUGCCCUCUCACCGUUCCCUGCGAUGCAAAGACAAAGUAUGGCCCUAUCACUUCUGCCGGGGAACAGAGUCUUCUCAACCUCAAGCUCUCAUGCCGCAUGAUCUACAAUGCAAUCAAAGAGAAGCGAUUCGUUGAAGCUUUCACGAUCGUUCAGCCUCAGCCGCAUCGGCGUGAGUGGCAUCCCUCGCAAGGCGCUAUCAUCUUCCCACCCUCUCGCAAGGCUUUCACCAUCGACCCUUUCCGCGAUAUGCUGCGAGUUUGGGACAUGAAGCUGCCUCAAUUUCAACCCUUGUCUGACAACAUUCUCGUCGGGAGACUUCUCUCUGUUUGGUGCGACAAGCCCAUCCACCACUGUUACUCAAAGUUCGAUAGGGCAGACUAUCCUGGAGAUUCUCUACAGCUAUGGCGACAGAAGUUCCAGGGCCGAACCAACCCUGAUGAACCUCGUACUCGUCGUCCUGAUCAUGAGUUGUCGGACCAGGACCGCCUUAUUCCCAAACUGUGCCUCGGCAAACUAGCCUUCCUUAGGGAGCUCUACAUUGUUGCAAAGAAAGUCCCAAACCCUCCUACCAACGACAUUGCUCCUGGACAGCACAUCGGCGAGGUCUGGAACAACGGCGCAAGCUUUCCUCCUCCUGGUCCGAACGAGUAUCUCUGCCCUACCAGCGGUGCUAUGGUGUCUUUUGAAUCUUUAGCUCGGCCCCUGGUCGGCCUGUACGGUUACGACAAGACAGAGACGACCCGCGGCGGUUUCUGGGCCGGCUUUCUCUACUACCAGCUGAAAAAGGAAGUAUGGUUCUCGCCGCUUUCUGCCCUCGAGGUCCGCGACGCAACGACUGUGCCGGUUGCAGACAAGCCGGAGCGCAAGCUCUUUGAAGGCACUCAUUCAGACUUUGUCGCUCGAGUCUGGAUCAUUCGUGGAGACCAAGAUCUGCCUCCCGCUCAGCCCCACCAUCGAUGGGUCAAGGUCAAGAGCGAUCAGCCCGGAGAUCCUCGCUAUACUGCAGAGAUCGAGCUCAUGUGGUCCAUCGUCGUGGACAGAGUCCUCGGACAAACUCAAGGCGAGACCCCUUACGAGCUUCGAGUUCACAGAGAAUGA
Molecule: messenger RNA, 1206 nt
Organism: Fusarium fujikuroi IMI 58289
Lineage: Eukaryota; Fungi; Ascomycota; Sordariomycetes; Hypocreales; Nectriaceae
Exons: 3
Coding region: 1-1206 (401 amino acids)
Source: RefSeq, a predicted model, not a curated record